CUACGCAUAAAACACGUUCACUAAUCGCUGCAACUUUAAGCAGAGCAGUUCAACACGUGUUGUCCAGCUUGCCAGUUGCUUGAAAAUGUCUUCCAAAGACAAAUACCUAGACGAUUUGCUCAGCGACGGAGAGACCAGGUCGGUCAACGAAGAGCUGUUCGACACUGGAGUUCCACCGUGGUAUGAUCGGGUCAAAAUAAGGCGAGCCCAGCGCUUCUUCCGGAAGAACUUUGCCGCGAUCUACUACGCGACGAUCUGCGGACUGCUGGCCGCGUUGACCGUGCCAUCGAUUCUGAACGCGCUCAUCUUCACAACGCGAAAGCCAACGUUCAAAAUUGCCGCCAAGCGUUAUCUGGCCGCCAUGAAGCAUACCAUCAACUGGUACUGCCAAGACUUUGAACCGGGCAGCAGUUCGUGGAAGUCGCUGGAACAUGUGCGCAGAGUUCAUUCCACUAUCGUGAAACGUGCGAAUUCUAAAAAUUAUGGAAUCAUCAUUUCUCAGAAAGAUCUAGCAAUAACUCAGUUUGCCUUCAUGGGGUACGUUAUUUUGAAUCCUGAAAAAGUUGGCUCCAAAACGAGUCCACAAGAUUUGGAAGCUCUGUGCCACUUUUGGAGAGUUUUGGGAUUUCUACUAGGACUUGAAGAUCGAUUCAACGUUUGCACCCCAAACAUGGAGGAAACCAUCGCCAGAAUCGAUCAAAUCCAACGCAAGCACCUCAAAUCAGCCCUGACCAAACGGGACGACAAAUUUGAACGGGCAGCCGAAGCACUGCUGGCCGGUCUCUGGUGUUUCAACUUGCUGCUUGAUCAUGGCGCGCUAAUGUUUGCCGCGGGGCGAGUCGCCGGCCUUCCGGGGUACAGCUAUUGGUCCGCGGAGAAAUUAGCUGGUGAAGAGUCCCACUAUCGUCAGCUUGGUUGGAAAAGUCGUGGGGUGUUGUUUGUGAUACUGAGUAUUCAUGAAGUAAUGUUACAGAAGGAUUGGUUUCGUAAUAUUUUCAAUUGGAUUUUGCUAACAUCAGGACAGAUUGUUAUUGUUGUGAGCAACGUGGUUUUAAAAAUAAUCAAGGUCUAAAAAUAUGUGGUACAAUAAAUGUAGAGCAUAUA
Molecule: messenger RNA, 1104 nt
Organism: Culex quinquefasciatus (southern house mosquito)
Lineage: Eukaryota; Metazoa; Arthropoda; Insecta; Diptera; Culicidae
Exons: 5
Coding region: 86-1072 (328 amino acids)
Molecular function (GO): oxidoreductase activity
Source: RefSeq, a predicted model, not a curated record